Messenger RNA from Pseudozyma flocculosa PF-1, 993 nucleotides. RefSeq lists its product as uncharacterized. Bases 1 to 993 code for a protein of 330 amino acids. NCBI's taxonomy places the organism in Eukaryota, Fungi, Basidiomycota, Ustilaginomycetes, Ustilaginales, Ustilaginaceae. The record is from RefSeq and is a predicted model, not a curated record. The transcript is spliced from 3 exons.
AUGCCGGCAGUGCGAACCCGACCGCGGGACGUAAUCAUCCGCGUCCCAAAGGCGGAACCGUAUAGCGCCGAACACCUCAAGCAACAGCAGCAACAGCAACAGCAGCAACAGCAGCAGCAGCAGCAGAGCACGGAUGCCGUCUCGGUCACGACUGCAGCCAACGGCACCACCACCGUCACGCCUUCGUCGUCGUCGUCGGCCUCGACCGCGCAGCAGCAGCAGCCGCUGGUCGGCGUACCCCUGGAUGGCGGGUCCAAGUCGGCCUCGGUGACGGCACCCGAAAAGACGACGGAUCCGGCCACGGCCAUUGCGGCCGCCUCGUCCCUUGCCCAGGGCGGCGAGUCCCAACCUGCAUCCACACUCGCCGCCGACGCUCAUGCAGCAACAGCAGCGGCGGCGCGAGACGGGAAAAGCGGCAGCGGCGGUGAGGGCAAAGGCGACGAUGCGACCGCGGAGAAGCAAGACGAGGGCGAGGGAAAGAAGAACGCUCCCACCUUGAGCCUGGUCCUGGCGGGGCGAGAGGAAAGCGAGGCGGUACCCCUCAGCAAGGCGUCGACGAGCUCGGCCGAGUGGAACAGCCUCCUCAUCUGGGCGAGGAGGCAGAGAGGUCCCCAGUGGGACUCGGCCACCGCAGUUUGGCAAGUGGACAAGUACAGCGAGGAAUACUACAGUUUCUGCAACGACCCAUCCCAAUCGACGCACCACCAAUCGGGCCAAUCCUCUUCCUCAGGACCGGGUGCAAACAACGGUGAUGGCACAGCCUCUGCUGCACAAGAACCACAGGCGCCCGGCGGCGCUGACGGCGGCGAGGCGGGAUCGGCACAGGCUCAGCGACACCAGAACGGCGACGAGGGCGACGACGACGACCGCGGUCCGCUGCCACGUUCCGCACGCAAUGGCACGACAGCGGCGGCGGCGGUGGGUGGGGCGGGCAAAGAGGAGAGCCCCCCGCCUGUUGCGCACGGUCGUUCGGCCAGGUUGCUGCGCAGAUGA